AUGAACUGGGUGGGGGGUUCCCGUCGAAGAAUCAUGCUUACCAAAGAGAGAAGAAAACAGAAGGAUUUUUUUGAAAAGGAAAAACUGAAGUCAAAGAUAAAGCUAUUGGGAGUAUCUCCUUGUAAAAGCUCAGCUGUCAGUUUAGACCUUCUCAAUCUCUAUGUUGUUAAUCAGAUCUCUACAAAGAAAGAAAAUACGGACAGUAUUCGAAAGCCAAUUCAUGUAGAUAUUAACAGAGAAACUCAGAUUCCUUUGAGAAAGCAAAAUGUAGAAUUUCCCAAAUCGCCAGAAUGCAGACCAACUAAGCUGUUCCUAGAUGACAUCCAGCACAGGAUACAAGAAGAAAUCUUGGAUAAUAGAAGAAAAUACCUCUCUGAAAAAGCCAGUGUUCAUUCUGACGAUUUAGGAACUUCUCUGCCGGUAAAUAGUAAAGAUGAAGACCUCUGGCUUUCUACAGUGGCAUACAGGUCAGGGGAAUUCAGUGCCCCAGAUUCAGAUGCACCAGCUGGUCUCUGUUUCCAGCAGCUGAAUAGUUCACAUUUUGCCUUUUCCUCCCCAAGUCCAGGGUAUGUUAACUCCGUUGAUAAGGAUUUUGGAAACAGUCAAGCAAACAGAGAAGAACCAUUGUUUGGUACUGUAAAUGACAUGGUAAAGACUAGCCAAGAUGCAGACUUCCAGCCAAUUGCAUCUUUGUUUGAAGAGGAAAAUCAACCAUUCCUGGCUUUUCCUCCUUCUCAGUCUUACUGUUCUUUUGCUAACGAAAGCCAUACUGACCAGCUGUUCACAGAUUUUGGUGAUGCAGAAGGAAUGCUCAGUAAACACAGCCUGUAUGAUAGUGACAAAAUGCAUCAGGCGACAAGUCCUGCUCGGAGAGGUGCAGCUGAGAGGGACCUCGCAAGUAUCCUCACAGCUCCAGAGAUGAUUUGCUCCCUGAACAACCAAAGCUUAAAUGCAGUAAACCAGAAGUCAGUUUGGAGUCAGUUCAAAGAUUACGGUAUCCAGGAAAGGAAUCCUGUAGAGUUUUCUGAUCGGCAAAAACUUACUAUGUUCUUUAAAAAUACAGGUAAAUGCCUGCAAUGCAAGGACGAAGGACAGGCAGACCCAAAUAUGAAUUACUUGAAGAUUUUUGAGCAUGAAGCGCUGGAGAAGGAAGUUUACAGUGACUUUGAUCAGCAUCCAAAGCAAAGAAGGCAAAACGAGUUGUUGCUGUUUAGAGUCUCUUUAUAUAAACUCAGGAUUGUUGUUGUUUGUUGUUCAGAUGAUGACUCUCAGCUAAGCAGCCAGUCACCCACUUAUUCUCCAAAACAAGCAGAUAGUUAUACUAGUUCUUCAUCGGAUGAGUCUAAAGUAGGGGAGUGGAACGAAGAGGCAUCAUGUGAUUCUGAAGGCUCUUCCAAGCAUCCAUGCUCAGGUUCAGGAAAUCAAAGAACAAAGUAUGUUUGUCAAUUUGAUGGUGGGCCCUGGAACACUGCUAACAUUCAGCCCCAGGCAAAAUCGGCCCCAAUUCCAAGAAAAAAUACGUUGGACAGAGCUGGACUACAGCUGUCAGAUAUGGAUCGUAAGGGAAAGCACGAUGUUUCAUCCCAAACAGAAACCUAUGCUGAGCCAGUAGAAAAAUCCAAUGCAGCUGUGCAGUGCGACAUAAUCCGGGUCUGCAACUGUAAAGACGAGCUAUCCUUUGACCGUAGUGCUGAGACUGUUACUUCAACUAGCAAGGCAGAGACCACCGGAGGGCAGAGCAUCCCAUCCGACAGCCCGGCAUUUCAGCCUAAAAGCAGCAAUUUGUUGUUUACUAAGAAUGUGUCUCCUGAAACAGAUUGUUUCAUAGUCAGCGGCAAAGUGAGCCUAGCUCAAUGUAACCAAUAAAAGGAAACAAUGCACCUGAACAUGCAUAUUUAUUGGUGAUGCCGUCGAGAAGAGAGCUUGAAUUAAUCUGUUUCCUCCAACACCUAUAUUUUCCAGCUCCACUUCAUGACACAGAUUUAGGGAUACUUAAAUACAUGUGUCACAAAACAACAGGGAAUUAAGCAACUAUAAUAACAAUGAUUAAAACAAGAUAUAUAUAUAUAUAUAUAUAUUGCUACUCUAGUUCAGUAAACUUUACGUUCUCUAUAACUGUUUUCUCCAUCCCUUGAUCUUUACAUCUUUCUGUACCUCCCAUUUUUGUUAACACAUUAUUUAAUGUAAAUGUCUCUGUAAAAACAGUACUUAUAAAUUUGUACUUUCUCCUUUCCUUCCUAAAGCCAACACACAGUGGCCCAGUUCGGUCAUAACGAGUCGCUGCACGCCAGAAUUUGUUGGCAAACUCAAACAUUUUGUCCUCUUCAGGUGAGCUUGCGACAGAAGGAAAGGGAUAGAUGAAUAAGAGAUCCUCGUUUGUAUGGGAUGUCUGCAGCCGAAAAUAUGGCUGAAGACCCACAGCCAGAAUUCAUUUGCUACCUUGGUUUUAAACAAUAUUUAAGCCAUAGUUUUCUGGUUCACCUCAGGGAAUCUCUAUGAUUAAGCAUACAAGAAGAAAGAGAGGAGAACACACUUAAUCUUGUUAUUUAUUCAUAUGUCAAGAGGCAGUUUUCCUAUUGUAAAUGAAUUGGAUCAAAGACAAUAGAUUUCACUGUAAAUUCUAAUAUUAUCAGAAGCUAUAUUAAAAAUGAAGAAUAUAAAUUUCUGCAUCUGAAAUUGGGAGCCCUGAGAAUAUUCCUGAAUAGUUAUAUUUCAGCCCUCCUUUUUGAAAUGUAGUGACUUAAUUCACCCGUUCUUGCUUUUAAAUUUGGCUGAACAUCUUCCAGUUUAAGAGAUCGAGAUUUAUUGUCAUUUUCUUUGUAGUUCUGUUGCUUUUAAUUCAGGAAUGACAACUCGUUUUAUUUUUACUGUUUCUCCUUUAAACAAUUGCUCCGCUAAGAUAGGCACUUUCUAACCCAUUCCUCCCUUCAGUUUUGCCCUAUCUGUGGCAGGUCAGCCUGGGCUAGUUAUGGUUGAAAGGAGCUUCCUGUCUUACUUUAAGGAAGAAUCUUGGGUUUGUCAAUAUCAUCCCAUUGGAUAAGGAAAGAGAGAGAUACUGAAGGAAGAGAUGGCUGAGAAGGUUACCAUGCAACGCCUUUGACCCCUUUGAAGCAUGUUACUGAAAAACUUAGCAGACUUCACAGCUGUUGCCACACUGUUGAUCUGGGAGACCUUGUGCCUCAAGGAUAUGCGUGUUUCAAGUUGUGUUCUAAAGCACCAGCAUCUCACUGAAAUAAAAAUUGACAUUAAAGGAAAUUCUGUAUCAAGUAAUUGUUUCCUAUUGGAAAUGUUAAUUGUGCUAGUCUCUCGAAGGAAGAGCCCAACCCACACAGAGAGUAUAUCUUGGCUGUAUUGUGGCUCUCUUAAGAGUUUCUCUCUAGCAGAAAGCCAGCAUCUUGCAAUCCCCUCCUGCAGAAUCUACAAGUCUCAGCAGCUUCUUGGCAGAUGCAGAAUUUAGCAGAAACAAAUAAUCAAGAACUGCUUUUCUGAAGAGAGAGCGAGAGAAUGAGAGAUGGUGGGCUAGUGGGGGGAAGUGGGGGGGAAGAAGCAUAAUAGCCCCACACACACACACAUACAUUUGCUCAAUAACUUUCUUGCUUUAUCCUGGGUUAAGUUUAGCUGCCUUAGCAACAAGGCAUCCAAAAAUGAGAUUAAAGCUUCUCCACCAACCAGGAAAGAUAGAAAUCGUGUGAUAAAAACGUUGCUGUAGUGCUGGUACUCUCAGAUUCUUUCCCUUUAUUUGGCUUGACCAUCUAUCCUCCUCCUUCCCCGUCUCUCAACGGCAUCUGCGGGGGGGAUCAAAGUUCUGCAAGAUGGCGGGCAGCCAAAGCCCUGCCCCUUUGGUGUGUUUCAUGCACAUGCCAAAGAGGCCUUCAGUCACGAUGCCCGGUCUGCCAUCUAGCAGAUUUUGACACCUUGCCCGUGGAUGCCACGGGUGAUUUGGUGAUUACCAGCAUAUCCAUUUU
Molecule: messenger RNA, 3965 nt
Organism: Python bivittatus (Burmese python)
Lineage: Eukaryota; Metazoa; Chordata; Lepidosauria; Squamata; Pythonidae
Source: RefSeq, a predicted model, not a curated record